Messenger RNA from Nicotiana tabacum (common tobacco), 987 nucleotides. The record is from RefSeq and is a predicted model, not a curated record. Lineage: Eukaryota; Viridiplantae; Streptophyta; Magnoliopsida; Solanales; Solanaceae.
AUGUUUGCCAGGUUUAGUAAAAUAAUUAGUGACUUAAAGGCAUCUGGCAAGCCCUACACCAGUGGUGAUCAAGUCAAUAAAAUUCUCAGAAGUAUGCCAACCAGUUGGCAGACCAAAGUAGUCACACUGGAAUCUCAAGACCUAAACAAAUUGUCCUAUGAUGAAAUGCGAGGAGAACUCAUUGCUUUCGAAAGGACGCAUUUGAAAAAGAUAAAUCAAGAGGAGAAAAAGAAAAUAGUUGCAUUCAAAACCUCUACUGAAAUGGCUGAAAAUGAAAUUGAUGAUCCUGAAGCUCUACAAGAAGAGAUUGCUAUGAUGUCUAGAAAUAUGGAUGGGCUGAUGAGAAGAUACAGAAACAUAAAGAAAGGAAGAUUCCCACCAAGACGGUCCAGGCAAUACAAUGAACAGGAUAAGAACGAUGGAAAAUGCUACGAAUGUGGAAAAUUUGGGCACAUUCAGGCUGAAUGCCAAGAACUGAAAAGGAAGAUCUCUAGAGGCUUCAACAAGAACAAAUCCUUCGGAAGCUGGAGCGAUGAGGACGACUCAGACCAUGAAGAAAUAGCAAAUAUUUGUUUCAUGACAAUUCUAAAAAAUGAAAUAAACAAAACCUCAGGAUGUUGGACAGAUGAAGAUGAUUCAGAUGACGAGAACUGUUUCAUGGCACGAGGUGAAACUAGUGAGGUAAGAUCUUAUGACUGCGAAAGAUGUAAUGAAUUGCAGGAUAUUCUUGAUUCUACCUUAAAAGAGUCUCAAAGAAUGAUGAAUGAACUUAAGAGACUCACUAGGGAGGUUACAUACUGGAAACUCAAACAUGAAGUAUGUGAAAUCGAAAAAGAAGUACUUCAAGAAGAGUUUGAGAAGUUGCAAAUGCAGCUUAACAGCUUGCGCAAAUCCACCAGUCAUAAUUCUGUUAGGUCAAACCAGACGACUUACAAGUCAACUGGAAAGGAGCCAACCAAAACCAAGUCGACUAGUUGGUCGGACUAG